Molecule: messenger RNA, 1498 nt
Organism: Drosophila busckii
Lineage: Eukaryota; Metazoa; Arthropoda; Insecta; Diptera; Drosophilidae
Exons: 3
Coding region: 112-1356 (414 amino acids)
Cellular component (GO): extracellular region
Molecular function (GO): chitin binding
Source: RefSeq, a predicted model, not a curated record
GCACCUUGCAGUUUUUGUGGACGCGCAGAGGAGCUCACAACUAAUCAUCGAGGAUUCCAGCGUCAAGAAGAUUGUUGCUCGCAAAGCCAAAAUCCAGAAAUCAACUCUAAUAUGCAUCGAAAACAGCAAGAACGCUUUGCUACAAUCUUGGCCAUUUUUCUGCUACUCUGGGACACAACUGACGCCCAGCUGCAGGUACAGGCACAAAGUGGCUACAAAUAUGUGCAUCCCGAACUGGAAACUGGAGAACUGGUGGGUGGUGUUAUUGCAGCAGAUCGUCAUUCGCCAACCACGUACUCUACUGGCAGCUCCAUAGCACUGAGUCCAAGUUCAAACCCACCACCGAGAGCAACUGCCGCGACAGCUUACGGUACUGGUCUGUUUUCUUCCCCCCCCGUUGGCUUCAUGGCUAGUGAACAAGCAACAACCGCUUUUGGAGCACCAGCUGUCGUCGAUGCCCGUCGAUCUACUGGUACAGGAAUAACCGCUCGCAGUGGUCCUUAUGGUCCGCAGACCCAAACGCAGACUCAAUACGGCAGCAUUGCCGGCUCAGCAGUUAGUCCAGCAACGCGGCAAUCUGAUUUUGUCAAUGUUUACAGCGAUGAGAGCAUUGCCGAUUACUCGGCCAUACCAGGUGAACCAGGUGUAGAUUAUCCUGUGUAUGCUCGAAUGCCCCGCACCAACUUCGAAUGCGCUCAGCAAACGCUACCCGGUUAUUACGCAGACAUUGAGGCACAGUGUCAGGUCUUUCACAUAUGUGCGCUUAAUCGGACGUAUUCGUUUCUAUGCCCCAAUGGCACCGUAUUUAGCCAAGAGACGCUCGUCUGUGUCUGGUGGAACCAAUAUGACUGCACCUCUGCGCCCAGUCUCUAUGCCAAUAAUGCCUACAUCUAUGACUACAGUACAGGGACAGGCGCUCUUAAUUCUGCUCCACCGAACGCCCCUAACAACGACGUGUAUCGCUCAAAUGCAACGCCACAAAUUGUAACGGCGUAUGGUGCGGUGGCUCCCUCGUCCUCGACUGGCGCACUACGAGUAACCAACCCGCCUGCUCAAGUGCCAGGCUACCAUGCAGCUCAUGGUUCAUAUGUCACAGUGCCUCCCACAAAGAGCCAAACGCAAUCACUUUAUGGAAGCCCCUCUGGCAUCGCGCUGAACGUAGCUACAGCACCGAGCCAAGCUAUUAAUAGAAUUCAUUCCACUGCGGCCGCUGGUGUGCCAGCACUAUUAUCUGGUUUGGUGCUCGAGCCUUCCAACAACUAUGGCAAACAACCUCAACAUCAAGUGUUGAGAAAUCGAGAGUACCUGCCGCCAGCUGGCGUUAGUCACCACCAAAAGCGCAGUAUUCCAGCUUAAUUGGCUAAACGACAACACGGCUAAAACUUAAAGCUUAAUUUACACCUGGGAGCUCCUAUCAACCACAUUCUGUUUAACCUACUUCAUUUUGUAUUUAUUUUCAAACACACUAUGUAUCCUCUUGAGAAAUAAACUUGCAUUU